AUGGACGGAGACCCUGUAACGCUCUACAGUGCCAGCUUUGUGCAGGACUGUAGUACCCUCCUCCCAUACCGUAUAUAUGUUGGAACUAGUCUACUCUUCAAUAGCAUGACAAUGAAUGAGGGUUGAAGUGUAUUGUUUGUCAAAAGUAGCAGACUGCAAUUUAAUUUCCCGAUGAUUAAGUCUAAUGAUUCUCCCUGACAGACGUAGCCAAGGGCUCCAGUUCGGGGUACCGGCCGCCCCCCAGGACGAAAGAGGUGGUCAUCAAUGGGCAGACGGUCAAGCUCAAGUACUGCUUCACCUGUAAGAUCUUCAGACCACCGCGUGCCUCUCACUGCAGCCUUUGUGACAACUGUGUCGGUGAGUCACUGUGUGGGCCACACAUGCUGGGAGGGUGGGCGGACUGAAGGUGAAGUGGGUGUAUGUAUGUACAGUGAGGGAAAUUAUUUUUGAUUAUAUUUAUAUUAUAUUUGAUCCCCUGCUGAUUUUAUACGUUUGCCCACUGACAAAGAAAUGAUCAGUCUAUAAUUUUAAUGGUAGGUUUAUUUGAACAGUGAGAGACAGAAUAACAACAAAAAAAUCCAGAAAAACGCAUGUCAAAAAUGUUAUAAAUUGAUUUGCAUUUUAAUGAGGGAAAUAAUUAUUUGUCCCCCUCUCAAUCAGAAAGAUUUCUGGCUCCCAGGUGUCUUUUAUACAGGUAACGAGCUGAGAUUAGGAGCACAUUCUUAAAGGGAGGGCUCCUAAUCUCAACUUGUUACCUGUAUAAAAGACACUUGUCCACAGAAGCAAUCAAUCAAUCAGAUUCCAAACUCUCCACCAUGGCCAAGACCAAAGAGCUCUCCAAGGAUGUCAGGGACAAGAUUGUAGACCUACACAAGGCUGGAAUGGGCUACAAGACCAUCGCCAAGCAGCUUGGUGAGAAGGUGACAACAGUUGGUGCGAUUAUUCGCAAAUAGAAGAAACACAAAAGAACUGUCAAUCUCCCUUGGCCUGGGGCUCCUUGCAAGAUCUCACCUCGUGGAGUUGCGAUGAUCAUGAGAAUGGUGAGGAAUCAGCCCAGAACUACGCGGGAGGAUCUUGUCAAUGAUCUCAAGGCAGCUGGGACCAUAGUCACCAAGAUAACAAUUGGUAACACACUACGCCGUGAAGGACUGAAAUCCUGCAGCGCCCGCAAGGUCCCCCUGCUCAAGAAAGCACAUAUACAGGCCCGUCUGACGUUUGCCAAUGAACAUUUGAAUGAUUCAGAGGAGAACUGGGUGAAAGUGUUGUGGUCAGAUGAGACCAAAAUCGAGCUCUUUGGCAUCAACUCAACUCGCCGUGUUUGGAGGAGAAGUAAUGCUGCCUAUGACCCCAAGAACACCAUCCCCACCGUCAAACAUAGAGGUGGAAACAUUAUGCUUUGGGGGUGUUUUUCUGCUAAGGGGACAGGACAACUUCACCGCAUCAAAGGGACGAUGGACGGCGCCAUGGACCGUCAAAUCUUGGGUGAGAUCCUCCUUCCCUCAGCCAGGGCAUUGAAAAUGGGUUGUGGAUGGGUAUUCCAGCAUGACAAUGACCCAAAACACACGGCCAAGGCAACAAAGGAGUGGCUCAAGAAGAAGCAUAUUAAGGUCCUGGAGUGGCCUAGCCACUCUCCAGACCUUAAUCCCAUAGAAAAUCUGUGGAGGGAGCUGAAGGUUCGAGUAGCCAAACGUCAGGCUCGAAACCUUAAUGACUUGGAGAAGAUCUGCAAAGAGGAGUGGGACAAAAUCCCUCCUGAGAUGUGUGCAAACCUGGUGGCCAACUACAAGAAACGUCUGACCUCUGUGAUUGCCAACAAGGGUUUUGCCACCAAGUACUAAGUCAUGUUUUGCAGAGGGGUCAAAUACUUAUUUCCCUCAUUAAAAUGCAAAUACAUUCAUAACAUUUUUGACAUGCGUUUUUCUGGAUUUUUUUGUUGUUAUUCUGUCUCUCACUGUUCAAAUAAACCUACCAUUACAAUUAUAGACUGAUCAUGUCUUUGUCAAUGGGCAAACGUACAAAAUCAGCAGGGGAUCAAAUACUUUUUUCCCUCACUUUAUGUAUGUACUCCUGUGUGUGCAAAUGUGUUUGCCUAUGUCUCCGUUUGUUUGUUUUCUGCAUGUUUGUGUGCUCUGUAUACAGUGGGGGAAAAAAGUAUUUAGUCAGCCACCAAUUGUGCAAGUUCUCCCACUUAAAAAGAUGAGAGAGGCCUGUAAUUUUCAUCAUAGGUACACGUCAACUAUGACAGACAAAAUGAGAGAAAAAAAUCCAGAAAAUCACAUUGUAGGAUUUUUUAUGAAUUUAUUUGCAAAUUAUGGUGGAAAAUAAGUAUUUGGUCAAUAACAAAAGUUUCUCAAUACUUUGUUAUAUACCCUUUGUUGGCAAUGACACAGGUCAAACAUUUUCUGUAAGUCUUCACAAGGUUUUCACACACUGUUGCUGGUAUUUUGGCCCAUUCCUCCAUGCAGAUCUCCUCUAGAGCAGUGAUGUUUUGGGGCUGUCGCUGGGCAACACGGACUUUCAACUCCCUCCAAAGAUUUUCUAUGGGGUUGAGAUCUGGAGACUGGCUAGGCCACUCCAGGACCUUGAAAUGCUUCUUACGAAGCCACUCCUUCGUUGCCCGGGCGGUGUGUUUGGGAUCAUUGUCAUGCUGAAAGACCCAGCCACGUUUCAUCUUCAAUGCCCUUGCUGAUGGAAGGAGGUUUUCACUCAAAAUCUCACGAUACAUGGCCCCAUUCAUUCUUUCCUUUACACGGAUCAGUCGUCCUGGUCCCUUUGCAGAAAAACAGCCCCAAAGCAUGAUGUUUCCACCCCCAUGCUCCACAGUAGGUAUGGUGUUCUUUGGAUGCAACUCAGCAUUCUUUGUCCUCCAAACACGACAAGUUGAGUUUUUACCAAAAAGUUAUAUUUUGGUUUCAUCUGACCAUAUGACAUUCUCCCAAUCCUCUUCUGGAUCAUCCAAAUGCACUCUAGCAAACUUCAGACGGGCCUGGACAUGUACUGGCUUAAGCAGGGGGACACGUCUGGCACUGCAGGAUUUGAGUCCCUGGCGGCGUAGUGUGUUACUGAUGGUAGGCUUUGUUACUUUGGUCCCAGCUCUCUGCAGGUCAUUCACUAGGUCUUGUGAUCAUUUUGACCCCACGGGGUGAGAUCUUGCGUGGAGCCCCAGAUCGAGGGAGAUUAUCAGUGGUCUUGUAUGUCUUCCAUUUCCUAAUAAUUGCUCCCACAGUUGAUUUCUUCAAACCAAGCUGCUUACCUAUUGCAGAUUCAGUCUUCCCAGCCUGGUGCAGGUCUACAAUUUUGUUUCUGGUGUGCUUUGACAGCUCUUUGGUCUUGGCCAUAGUGGAGUUUGGAGUGUGACUGUUUGAGGUUGUGGACAGGUGUCUUUUAUACUGAUAACAAGUUCAAACAGGUGCCAUUAAUACAGGUAACGAGUGGAGGACAGAGGAGCCUCUUAAAGAAGAAGUUACAGGUCUGUGAGAGCCAGAAAUCUUGCUUGUUUGUAGGUGACCAAAUACUUAUUUUCCACCAUAAUUUGCAAAUAAAUUCAUUAAAAAUCCUACAAUGUGAUUUCCUGGAUUUUUUUUUCUCAUUUUGUCUGUCAUAGUUGACGUGUACCUAUGACGAAAAUUACAGGCCUCUCUCAUCUUUUUAAGUGGGAGAACUUUCACAAUUGGUGGCUGACUAAAUACUUUUUUCCCCCACUGUAUACACGUAGCUAAAAGCUAUGUCAUGUCAUGUCAUGGGGAGUAACAUUCCUCCAUAGGAAUGUUAAGAUGUAUCUACUUCUAUGGUGUUCGACAGAUGAAGCAUGCGCCUUCCAGCCGUUCCUCCCUCCUGAGACUCAGUGAUCACUGCUCAGCCUCCACAGAGACACAGCCUCCCUCUUGUUGUGUUCUCCUGUUCUUUUCCUGAGACCCCAUAUGGCUAGGGAUUUAUGGGCUCAUUAACGCCUAGCAGAGCAGAGAAAGAUGGAUGACCCAACUGUUAUUAUGAAAUCUGGAGCCCCCCCCCCCUGUUUCAUAACUCGCUCUGAAUCACUCCCCCCCCCCCAGGUGUGUUCUGUUGUGGGGAGAUUGGAGCUUUUACAACACUCAGAGGAGGGACAUUGUUUUCACUGAACAUCUUUCUCCCAUCCUCCUCCAUCUCCCUUUCUACACCCUCAUUCCCCCCCUGCAGUGCAGCCUGUCUGUCCCUUUCUCCCUAUCUUUUUGUAGUGGAAUAACAGGCCACUCCCUGAAGCAGUGGAGGAAGAAGCAGGAGGAUUUGCUUCUCUCUUCCAGAUGAGCAGUGAGCAUGCUCUCUCUAGGCUUCUCGCUGUCUGGCUUGUCUGAGAUUCUGUGACUGGCCAAGGGCUUUUCUCAACCGCUAGUGGGUGUCAGGUAAGGUGAUAGGAUCCUUAACAAGCCUCUCGAAGCACUUCAUGAUGACAGAAGUGAGUCCUACGGGGCAAUAGACAUUUAGUUCAGUUACCUUUCGCUUUCUUGAGUACAAGAACAAUGGUGGACAUUUUGAAGCAAGUGGGGACAACAGACUGGGAUAGGGAGAGAUUGAAUAUGACUGUGAACACUACAGCCAGCUGGUCUGCACAUGCUCUGAGGACGCGGCUAGGGAUGCUGUCUGGGCCAGCAACAUUGCUAGGGUUAAUACGCUUAAAUGUCUUACUCACGUCAGCCAUGGAGAACGAGAGCUAAUAAUAAUAAAGAUUGAUUGAAUUUCCUUACCACAGGAACAUCCUGUUUUAAGUUUCUGCCUAUAGGAAGGGAGGAGCAGAAUGGAGGCGUAAUCUGAUUUGCCGAAGGGAGGGCGGAGGAGGGCCUUGUAGCCGUCCCGGAAGGGGGAGUAGCAAUGGUCAAGAGUCCUCGAUGAGUGAGUAGCGCAGGCGAUGUGUUGAUAAAACUUUGGUAGUUUUUCCCUCAGAUUUGCUUUAUCAAAGUCCCCAGCUACAAUAAAUGUGUUUUCCAGUUUGGACAAAGUCCAGUGUAGUUUCUUGAGAGCCAUCGUGGUGUCUGCUUGAGGGGGAAUAUACACGACCGUGACGAUGACCGAAGAGAAUUCUCUCGGGAGGUAAUGCUGUCGGCAUUUGGUAUUCCAAAUCGGGAGAACAAAAGGACUUGAGUUCAUGUACGUUACCACAAUCACACCAUGAGUAGUUCAUCAUGAAACAUACACCUCCGCCCUGCCAACUCCUUAUCUCCUCUCCUCCAUAUCAUCCCUUCCGUGUCAUGGACUCUUUGCCUAGGCAGCGCGUCUCCCUGCAGCAGCACAUGUAGUCAGGAGCGGAGAAGAGCUGAGAAGAGGAUCAAAUGUGCUUGUUUUUUUGUUUGUUUUUUGCUAUUCAAACGAUUAGAACGGUGAUCGCAGUCAUUUGGCUGAAAAAUAACCUUCAUCCAAAAUUCCAUGACGGUCACAGCCCUACUCAUAACAUUCUCUGUUUACUUUUCUCUUCCUUAAGCUCCUCUCCCAGCUCCCUCAUACAGCAUGCACAUUCUUGAUUAUCUUGACAUAGCUCCUAGCAUGGAGAUUUAAAUGGCAAAUAUCCCAAAGCUGUGUAUUUCGAUAGUGUUCCAAAUAUCGAUUGUUUUCACAACAUUUUAAAGCUAAGCUCCGAAAUGCACCUUGUAUUGUAUUGUAUUGUAUUGUAUUGUAUUCAUGCAUGCCCAGGCAUAUCUUGGAGGCAUGUUGCCAGAACUGAAUCCUGACAUUAGGUUCUCUGAGAUUGAAAUCUGGCUUUGUGAGAUUCAUAACACACACACACAGACGUGCACACAGACACACGCUUGUGUGCGCACACACACAGCCUCAUCACCAAACAUCAAAGCCACCAUUUAUUUUUUGCCCUUCUCAGUCUUUUAUUUAUAUUGAAAGAGUGGUGUCUGAAGCAGUCUACAUGGUAACAGUACUGAGUGGUGUCUGAAGCAAUCUGCCUGGUAACAGUACUGAGUGGUGUCUGAAGCAAUCUGCCUGGUAACAGUACUGAGUGGUGUCUGAAGCAAUCUGCCUGGUAACAGUACUGAGUGGUGUCUGAAGCGAUCUGCCUGGUAACAGUACUGAGUGGUGUCUGAAGCAGUCUACAUGGUAACAGUACUGAGGGGUGUCUGAAGCAAUCUGCCUGGUAACAGUACUGAGUGGUGUCUGAAGCAAUCUGCCUGGUAACAGUACUGAGUGGUGUCUGAAGCAGUCUACAUGGUAACAGUACUGAGUGGUGUCUGAAGCAAUCUGCCUGGUAACAGUACUGAGUGGUGUCUGAAGCAAUCUGCCUGGUAACAGUACUGAGUGGUGUCUGAAGCAGUCUACAUGGUAACAGUACUGAGUGGUGUCUGAAGCAUUCUGCCUGGUAACAGUACUGAGUGGUGUCUGAAGCAAUCUGCCUGGUAACAGUACUGAGUGGUGUCUGAAGCAGUCUACAUGGUAACAGUACUGAGUGGUGUCUGAAGCAAUCUGCCUGGUAACAGUACUGAGUGGUGUCUGAAGCAAUCUGCCUGGUAACAGUACUGAGUGGUGUCUGAAGCAGUCUACAUGGUAACAGUACUGAGUGGUGUCUGAAGCAAUCUGCCUGGUAACAGUACUGAGUGGUGUCUGAAGCAGUCUACAUGGUAACAGUACUGAGUGGUGUCUGAAGCAAUCUACAUGGUAACAGUACUGAGUGGUGUCUGAAGCAGUCUACAUGGUAACAGUACUGAGUGGUGUCUGAAGCAAUCUGCCUGGUAACAGUACUGAGUGGUGUCUGAAGCAGUCUACAUGGUAACAGUACUGAGUGGUGUCUGAAGCAAUCUGCCUGGUAACAGUACUGAGUGGUGUCUGAAGCAAUCUGCCUGGUAACAGUACUGAGUGGUGUCUGAAGCAGUCUACAUGGUAACAGUACUGGCACACUUGACUCUACUAUAGUGGUCAUUUGCCUCCUGUCAGCUCCAAGUCCUCACACAGUCACACAAGUCCCUAAUGGAGGUCUCUCAGGAUGCUAUUAUCCAUGUGCCCACAGUACCACUCAUUCACAGACCUACUGAAUAGACAGCAGCAGCAGUCUGAAACAGUAGCUAAUCAUGCCAGGGCUCAAAGGGAAGGCUCACUUCCUGUAAUUUAGAUGUAAUGUGGAAUAUGGAUAAUUUCCAUUAUAAUCACAGUUCACAUUCUGCCAGGGUGGUUUAGGUAAGAGUGUGGUUAAGGUACCAAGAAGGCACACUGCUGUGUGUGUGUGUGCGCGCGCCCGCCUACCCACCCACCCCAGGGACAGGCACUUUACCUAAAAAUAGCAACCUUUAAUUUGCUAUCAAGGUGGAAACAGUGAACUGUGUGUGGGUGUGGCUUACAUACUGUGUGUCUUUGAAUGCACUGCUGUAUUUCAGAGGCAUCCAGGCUCUGUUGUAGCCGGCCGCGACCGGGAGACCCAUGGGGCGGCGCACAAUUGGCCCAGCGUCGUCCAGGGUAGGGGAGGGAAUGGCCGGCAGGGAUGUAGCUCAGUUAGUAGAGCAUGUUGUUUGCAACGCCAGGGUUGUGGGUUCGAUUCCCACGGGGGGCCAGUAUGAAAAGUAAAAAAAUUAUGUAUGCACUCACUAACUGUAAGUCGCUCUGGAUAAGAGCGUCUGCUAAAUGACUAAAAUGUAAAUGUAAUGCCUCUACCAGCGUUUUUACCUGACUGUAGCCAGCUUCCUCUCGCUGGCGGGUAGGCAGUGUCUCAAAGCUCUAGUACGCUCAAUAUAAAAAUUCCAGCUACAGCUUAUUCUUUCUGUCUCUGUCAUUCUCUCUGUCUCUGUCUCUGUCUAUGUCUGUCUCUCUCUCUCUCUCUCUCUCCCUCUCCUCCCUCUCUCUCUCUCCUCCCUCUCUCUCUCAUCCCUCUCCAUCUCUCUCUCUCUCUCUCUCCCUCCCUCUCUCUCGCUCUCUCUCUCUCUCUCUCUCUCUCUCUCUGCACCCUCCCCUUUUCUCUGCACCCUCCCCCUUUCUCGCUGUGUAUCUCUCUCUCCCAAGCAUCAUUGCGCUUGCUUAAUGUGUCUUUAAUGCGAGUUUCUCUCUCUCUCUCCCUCCGCAGAGCGUUUUGACCACCACUGUCCCUGGGUGGGGAACUGUGUUGGGAAGAGGAACUACCGUUUCUUCUACAUGUUCAUCCUCUCCCUUUCCUUCCUCACAAUCUUCAUCUUCGCCUUCGUCAUCACACAUGUCAUCUUACGUAAGUAACCCAUAUACACCUCUUCCUCCUGGUUCUGGUUGUGUCAGAGCAGCUAGCCAGCAGGCUCUAAGUGGGCGGGCGUUGUGAAGCCCAGCAGUAUUCUGGCUCCUUACCAUCCCCCCCAGAGUGAGCAGAUAGUAGAGUCUGUGUGUGGGUGAGGGAGAGUGGAUGGAUGACUGCUGAACUGGGAAAACAAAUGGAGAAAAGAACGAAAGUCACAAAUGAACCAACAAAGAAUUCUCUCUUCAGUUGAUCUCCUUUUGUAUCCUUCUCUUGAAUUUGACUUUGUGGGCGAAAUAUACAUUCUAGUCUCCUUCUGAAGAGAAGUCUGCUCUGUUUACAAAGUGUUAGAUUGAGUCGGCCCACGUCACUAUAACAAGGUUAACGAGCCUCUCUCCUGUACAGCCCAUAUAAUUACAGUAGUCCUCUCAGAGUAGCUGUGAAGGGCACCUAGCUAGAAAGACCUGUCACUGUUAUGGAUGAGACGAGCAGCACAGAGAUCAAUGUCUCUGGUGACUGAAUUAGGCAAGACGGCCGUAUUGGAUUGUGCUCCUUCUCCUCCACUCUCUCUAUCCUGUAUCCCAGAUGGCAGUUAAAAUGGAAUGGCAAUUAAAGUGGGUGCGCUCUGUCUUGCUCAGCUUCAGCAUAAACUUGCUGACUGAAUAGAAAAGCUACUAAGUGUUUAUGGUGUAUGAUAUCCAAUCCGCCCUGCAUUAUUCUGUGUAGGCCUAUACACAGCACAGGGAGAGCUGGAAGCCACUUUAUACUCUGAAGGCUUAUCAUCAUCUUGGGUGCCAAUACAGACAGGUUCCCUUCUGCUGCUCUCAUAAUCCUAGCCUAUUAGUCAAAACAUUUCGCUGUAGACUAACGAUGUUGUCUCUUUUUGAGAAGGGCUCUCACUCCCUAACAUAGUGUCAGAUAUAUUGUAGGUGCCAUGGUAUUUUGACCUUCCAACUGGUAUUGUUGUAUGUUGUCAGCUUUGAGGGUAUUGGGCUCGAUCCCCUAGCAGCCUACAGUACAUCUGGCUUAGCUCCAUUCAAAGCCAAGCUCUGCAGCUGACCUUUCACCUCACUCAGUCUAAAGGUUUUUUUCUGAUUGAAGUUUUAGAUUCUUUAGAAUGUUUAACUGUUAUUAAACUCUCUCCUCUUGUCUCUCACUGCAGGAUCCCAUCGAGAAGGGUUCCUCAACGCACUCAAAGACACUCCUGCCAGAUAUCCUUUCUCAAUGGUGUGAUGGAUGCAAGUUGUGUGUUUCCUCUCUCCUCUUCUCCCUUCUCCUACCAGUCCCUGCCUCUUCCAUGCUGUGACCUGUUCUGUUCCUCAGCUCUGCUGUGCAUGAAUGCUGUCUCAACUUGGCCUCUAUGUGGCUCCCUCCCUCCCUCUCCAUCUAAAUUGUCUCUAUCUCUCUGUACAGUAUCUCUCUCUCUCAAUCCUAUCUCCCUCCCUCCCUCCCUCCCUCUCUCAGUGGUGUUGUGUUCCAAACAGCAGGAUUUGUCUUGUUGUGUCCUCCGAGAGGUUGACAGCCGCCUGGGGUGAAGAGGCUGACCCUGUGGCUGACCCUGUGGCUGACCCUGUGGCUGACCCUGUGGCCACUACUAUUCAAACGUCUACUAGAAGCUAGCUGCUAGCCAACCCAUAGUCUCUGCACAACUGCAGAGGAACAGUAGUUUUGCUUUUAUUUUACGGCCAGGCAUUUUUUUCUGCACAGAUCAAAUAGUUAUUACAAUAUAUUUAUUUUUUAUUUAUUAGAAUGCUUUUCAGUUUUCAGCAACAAAAGUGCAAAUCCUCAACAUGGAACUCUUCUAUGAUUUCUCUGUAACCUCUACUAGUGUGUCGCUAGUCACCCCUCAUCUCCCAGACAACUGUAGACUGUAUUCUCCAUUUCAACGGCCCGGCCCCAGGGUAAUCUAUAAUCUGCCAGCCAGGCUGCUUGAUGUGUGAGUGUCUGUAUCUCUGACUGUAGGGCUUCAUUUGUCUGUAGGCAUGCUGCAGCUGCUGCUCUCUCCUCUCUCAGGGAGAUAAGAAGCUCGUCAGGCCCUCUGGUGAGGAACCACGUGGCAGGUUCAGCUGAUAACACAGCAGCCCAAUGUUGUACAGCAUCACAGUGCUUUAAAAAGGCAGGCAGGGGAAUGAGGUCUGAUAACAUCUACCUCACCAGUCUCCUGGAUGUGAAUGAUGACAUCCUUUGCUUGUCCUUGAGAGACCGCAGAGGGGGCAGAAAGUCAUCAUGGAGGAGACAGUAGUUGGAUUAACUCUGUCCUGCCCGUGUGUGUGUACGUUUGUGUGUGUGUGUGGUGUGUACGUGUGUGUCUCUUUUCUUUUAGUGUAUAUAUUCUGGUGUCUCUGUAUGUGGCUGUGUGUGUAUGCAAGGCUGGCUCAGGAGUCAGGACAGAAUGACAGUAGUAGCAGCAUAACUCCUCUCACUCGGAUUAGGGCUGGGCAGUAUACCCUAUUUUACAAUAUACCGGUAUAGAUGCACAGACCGAUUUUGGGUUUUUACUUUACCUUCUAUAACGGUAUUUGAAUGUUUAGUUUGUUAAAUGUGAUACACCGUUUGUAACGUCCAUUUUAAAGUUUACUCCGCUACUUGAGUAAUCUCUCUCUCUCUCUCUCCAUGCCGCUUUCCACACAGACCUAGUCCUGCCCCCUGUCACUCAAGGAGCGCAUUUGUUGUUGCUCAACCACGAGACACUUGCGUUCAGUCUGCAUGAUCAAUGCAGCAAUGUUGAUGACAACGAUGCUGUUUCUUUGCUUCUUAAUAUAAAUUCACAAGUGUUCUAUAAUUACACUAUUAGUUUGUGUUUCUUACAUCUGCAAACAGUUUGUCUUUUCUUAGCAAGUUGUGGCUGAAUCACGUUAGCCGCUAACGCUAUUUAGCUGGCUAGCUAAUAAAUGUUCUGAGUCAGAGUAAACGUAGCUAGCUAUACAGCCUGAUAGCAGUAAUGGUGUAGGCCUAAAUCAGCAUUGUGUUUGUGCAAUAGUAUCUUCUAAAUCAAAGAGGAAUAGGCAUAGCAUGAAUAUGUUAGCUACAUAAAGCUAUAUGAAUAUGUUAGCUACAUAAAGCUAUAUGAAUAUGUUAGCUACAUAAAGCUAUAUGAAUAUGUUAGCUACAUAGAGUAGACUAGGCUUAAUCUGUGUCCGGGAAACCAUAAAGUAGCUAAGAGAACAUUUAAUGUAGCAAAUAUUAUAGGGACCCCUAGGAAACACUGACCAACACUUUGGUUCCUAACCUGUCACAAUUACUCCUCCCUGGCAUUUUCAUUUGGUGUCAUGUCAAACACUGUAUUCAAAGUGCCCACUAUUAUAUUCUAACUAUAGAAUUGGAAUAAGCAUUCUAUUUCCAUGAUUCCAAUAGUUCACCCAAGUGUUUUGAUCUAAAUUGUGAGUUAUAUCGCAAUUGCAACAUUUGGUAAAAAAUAAGGCCUAGGGCCUCCCGAGUGGCGCAGCGGUCUAAGGCUCUGCAUUGCAGUGCUAGAGGUGUCACUACAGACCCGGGUUCGAUCCCGGGCUGUAUCACAACCGUCUGUGAUCGGGAGUCCCAUAGGGCAGCGCACAAUUAGCCCAGCGUCGUCCAGGUUAGGGGAGGGUUUGGCUGGGGGGGCUUUACUUGGCUCGGUCGUCAGUUGAACAGUGUUUCCUCCGACACAUUGAUGCGGCUGGCUUCCGGGUUAAGCGGGCGGGUGUUAAGAAGCGCGGUUUGGCGGGUCAUGUUUCGGAGGACGCAUGACUCGACCUUGGGGAGAUCGAAAUUGGGGAGAAAAAGUGGGUAAAAUACAAACAAACAAAAAUAAUAAAAACACAAGGCCUAGAUUUUUUUGCCCAUAUCACGCAGCCCUACGUGGCAGUGUGGAAAUUAUCUCAAAUGAGUUCAGGAAAUGCAGAAAUGGAUGAAAAUGCAGAAAUUGUUGGUUUAAGUUAGUUGAACAGUAUAAAAAAAACUAUGGAGAAAGACCCAUCAAAAUCACUUAAUAUAUGUGUUGCCACCCUAGGAUCACGCACCACUUAUAAAGCAAAUUUAGGACUUAUUAUUCAAAAAACAUAAAAUAUCGUCAGAAAUGUGAAAAAAAUACUGCCAUCUUUUGGCCAUAUCGCCCAGCCCUAACACUGAUCUGCCGCUGCUCCUGAUUCUGAUCCCGAUUCCGAUCCUGCUGCUCCUGUUCUUUGAGACCACUGUUCCGCUGUACUACCAAAUGAACAGAGGGCCAGGCUAGCUAGAGAAAGGACAGGCAUUACUGCUGUUAGUACUAUGUGUAUACAUGUCCUUUCCUCUGCUCUGUGUGUUUGAUGUGUGUAUGUGAGGGAGGGAGAGCGGAUGUGUGUUUGUCUCUGUCUGUCAAUAAGAGAGCGUAACCGGUGUGAAAUGGCUAGCUAGUUAGCUGUGCGCGCCUGUAGCGUUUCAAUUGGUGAUGUCACUCGCUCUGAGACCUUGAAGUAUAUUUACCCCUUGCAUGAGUGAUAGGUAAUGAUGCUUCGUGUGUUCAGAGGGUCCCUGGUUCGAGCCCAGGUUGGGGCAAGGAGAGGGUUUGAAGCAAACUUGUUUCAAUACCAUGCACCUGUUACUGAGCUGUAUCAUAUUGACUGUGUGUGUCAGAUUUUCCUUAACCCUUUGGUCACUGUGCUGGAGGUGGUGGUGUGUUUCUUCUCUAUCUGGUCCAUAGUGGGGUUGUCUGGGUUCCACACAUACCUGAUCAGCUCCAACCAGACCACAAACGAAGAUGUGAGUACAUGUACACACACACACACACACUCUCUCUCUGCUUCACGAGUUAAGAGGAUUGGUAAGUGUUUAACUGGAUUUCUCUUAAAUUGCUGAAGUUCUCAUGUGUAAGACAUCCAGUACCUGCAGGGUUCAUCCGUACUCCCAUCCUUCUCCUGUCUCCUACCAGAUUACACAGACACUACUAAACCCCCAGCCUUCUCCUGUCUCCUACCAGAUUACACAGACACUACUAAACCCCCAGCCUUCUCCUGUCUCCUACCAUAUUACACAGACACUACUAAACCCCCAGCCUUCUCCUGUCUCCUACCAGAUUACACAGACACUACUAAACCCCCAGCCUUCUCCUGUCUCCUACCAGAUUACACAGACACUACUAAACCCCCAGCCUUCUCCUGUCUCCUACCAGAUUACACAGACACUACUAAACCCCCAGCCUUCUCCUGUCUCCUACCAGAUUACACAGACACUACUAAACCCAGGCAGCAGUUUGUGUUUUUCCUCUAGUGGAUGGUUGAGUUUAGUGGAAGACAGCCAGAUCUGAGUCUGAUCUCAUUUAUUUCCAGGCAGUUUGCCUCAUCACUCACCACUGUAGAGCUGCCUGGGACAUUACAGACACACAUACAGAAGGAACCGAAUGUUCCCCCGGACAAAAGUCUGAGAAAAUUGAUCUUCCCUUUUAAAUACAAAUAUGUUUUUAACACCUCGUUUACUGCUCUGACUGUGGCUUUUUCUGUUUCAGAUAAAAGGGUUGUGGUCGUCUAAAAAAGGGAAAGACAAUUAUAACCCCUACAGCCACGGAAACAUUUUCACCAACUGCUGUGCAGCGCUGUGUGGACCCCUACCUCCCAGGUAAGGACAGGCCUGUGUUUGCAUGUGAGUCUGACAUUAUCUGGCUCUGUAUAUUUGGAGUUACUCAGAAUGUAACAUAUGGCACGCAAUCAUCCUCUGUCAUAGAGAAAUCUCAAAUCCAAUAGUUCUUCUCAUUCUAGGAGAAAACUGUUUUUCCCGUGACUGUAAUUUGCUGCAUUGUCAGAAAGCUAAAAUAGGUCUGUCACACAGAGCUCAUCUUGAUGUCUCUAGAGAGCUGCUGCUGUGAAAUCAUCUGCAUGCAGCUUUUCUCAUUCAGACCUCUGAUAGUACAAAGGAUUCCAGCACCUCUCAAACUAUGCACAUAGUCAUUGUAUCUAUAGAAUCAUAGCCAUUGGUUGCUUAUUAGCUGGUCUUAUCCAACACUUCCUUCUCAACAGAAUUUGCAUUCAGACACAUCAUCAAUGUAACCUUUUCAUUUGGAUUACCUCACUGUGUGUAUAACUCAUAGUUGAAACCCCAUUCCAUGACUGUUACGACCUAUGGUCUCAUUCUGUCUCUCUCCCAACACCCUAAGUGCCUCCCCUCACAAUCUACACACUCUGUGGUGAAGGCUCUGGUUCUUCACACUUACUCAGUCUCUAUCUCCCCUUAUCUUUACAGCCCAGGUUUCCCAUCUCUGACGAGACAACACGACAUGCAGAACCUCCUCUGUGGCUUGACCGGGUGGUUUAACUCUAAGCUGUGUCCCAAAUAGCACCCUAUUCCCUAUGUAGUGCACUUAUUUUGACUAGGGCCCAUAGGGCUCUAUAGUGAAUAGGAUGCCAUUUGGGACACGCCUAAAGGCAUGGUACAGUGCGUCUGUAGCAGGUUAUUAACAGUGAGGCAAGACAGUCUCUUCUAGGUAAAACAUAUGUACAGGGCCAGGGGGAACCGGGGGAUAAACAGUGGAGAGAAAUUAAAAAAGCUUUUAGCUCUGGGCCUGUCAGUGUGUUUGCCUGCACUCUGUGUAACAGUCCCAACUCAGCCUCCACUGCCCACAUCCUUACUCACUGGUAAUGACUCUACUGUGUGGCAAGGGACAGUACUCACUGGGCAGGUGGUGGGCAAGGGAGGGGGGCAGCUGUGUGUGUGUACAUUCUAUUUGUCUUCAGUUUUCACAAUUCCACCUCCACCUGCCUGUCUGGUGAAUUUCUGUAAGAGACUAGCUAGCUCUGAGUCAACAGGCUCUCUGUUACUGAUUACCCUGCACACACACACAUUCCAUUAGAGCUGAGCUGUUACUGUUUCAUAUCAACACACAGCCCCUCCAUGUUGAUUAAUGGAUGUUGCCUUACACGGUUAGCCUGUGACUUAGUCUCUCUAUGUGCUUACACAUACCCACACACCCCCUUAUACAAACACACAUGCAUCCUUAGACACAUACACUACCAGUCAAAAGUUUGGACACACCUACUCAUUCAAGGGUUUUUCUUUAUUUUAAAAAUGUUUUACAUUGUAGAAUAAUAGUGAAGACAUCAAAACUAUGAAAUAACCAAAAAAGUGUUAAACAAAUCAAAAUAUAUGUUAUGCUUGAGAUUCUUCAAAUAGCCACCCUUUGCCUUGAUGACAACUUUGCACACUCUUGGCAUUCUCUCAUCCAGCUUCAUAGGUAGUCACAUGGAAUGCAUUUCAAUUAACAGGUGUGCCGCCUUAAAAGUUAAUUUGUGGAAUUUCUUUCCUUAAUGCGUUUGAGCCAAUCAGUUGUGUUGUGACAAGGUAGGGGGGGGGGUAUACAGAACAUAGCCCUAUUUGCUAAAAGACCAAGUCCAUAUUAUGGCAAGAACAGCUCAAAUAAGCAAAGAGAAACGACAGUCCAUUACUUUAGACAUGAUGUUCAGUCAAUCCGGAAAAUGUCAAGAACUUUGAACGUUUCUUCAAGUGCAGUCGCAAAAACCAUCAAGCGCUAUGAUGAAACUGGCUCUCAUGAGGACCGCCACAGGAAUGGAAGACCCAGAGUUACCUCUGCUGCAGAGGAUAAGUUCAUUAGAGUUACCAGUCUCAGAAAUUGCAGCCCAAAUAAAUGCUUCACAGAGUUCAAUUAACAGACACAUCUUAACAUCAACUGUUCAGAGGGGACUGUGUGAAUCAGGCCUUCAUGGUCGAAUUGUGCAAAGAAACCACUACUAAAGGACAUCAAUAAUAAGAAGAGACCUGCUUGGGCCAAGAAACAUGAGUAAUGGACAUUAGACUGGUGGAAAUGUGUCCUUUGGUCUGGAGUCCAAAUAGGAGUUUUUUGGUUCAAACCACCGUGUCUUCGUGAGACGCGGUAUGGGUGAACGGAUGAUCUCCGCAUGUGUAGUUCCCACCGUAAAGCAUGGAGGAAGAGGUGUUAUGGUGUGGAUGUGCUUUGUUGGUGACACUGUCUGUGAUUUUAUAUAGAAUACAAGGCACACUUAACCAGCAUGGCUACCACAGCAUUCUGCAGCGACACGCCAUCCCAUCUGGUUUGGGCUUAGUGGGACAUAAUUUGUUUUUCAACAGGACAAUGACCCAACAUCUUCGUUUGUGGUCUGGUUGGAGCUGAUCAGGUAUGUGUGGAACCCAGACAGCCCCACUAUGGACCAGAUAGAGAAGAAACACACCACCACCUCCAGCACAGUGACCAAAGGGUUAAGGAAAAUCUGACACACACAGUCAAUAUGCUACAGCUCAGUAACAGGUGCAUGGUAUUGAAACAAGUUUGCUUCAAACCCUCUCCUUGCCCCAACCUGGGCUCGAACCAGGGACACCUCCAGGCUGUGUAAGGGCUAUUUUACCAAGAAGGAAAGUGAUAGAGUGCUGCAUCAGAUGACCUGGCCUCCACAAUCCCCCGACCUCAACCCAAUUGAGAUGGUUUGGGAUGAGUCGGACGGCAGAGUGAAGGAAAAGCAGCCAACAAGUGCUCAGCAUAUGUGGGAACUCCUUCAAGACUGUUGGAAAAGCAUUCCAGGUGAAGCUGGUUGAGAGAAUGCCAAGAGUGUGUAAAGCUGUCAUCAAGGCAAAGGGUGGCUACUUUAAAGAAUCGCAAGUAUAAAAUAUAUUUAGAUUUGUUUAACACUUUUUUGGUUACUACAUGUCAUAGUUUUGAUGUUUUCAAUAUUAUUCUACAAUGUAAAAAUAAAGAAAAACCCUUGAAUGAGUAGGUGUGUCCAAACCUUUGAUUGCUACUGUAUGUGCUCAGCCACACAAAAAUAUACACACACACACUAUAAGACAAUCAUCUUGCUUAACCUCAGCAGGUUCAUGUCUAACCAGCCAUGUGUCAGCCCAGCAAUGGUAAUGAUAGAACAGAGAUAAUGAUUCACUCCGCUGAUCGUUGUAUGACCUCAAUGAUUGAAUACCAAGAGGAGAGCCUGCAUACAGAGUGAAACAUUAGAUACAACACUCCUUUAGUGGGUUUCUCUGUGUGGUUCUUUUGGCCCUCCUAUUCACUCACAGUAUUGACUCUCAGAAAGUAAUCUAAUUUCAUCUGUAUUCUGUAUCCUCUUAACAUCCCACGGGGGGCCAGUAUGAAAAAUGUAUGCACUCACUAACUGUAAGUCGCUCUGGAUAAGAGUGUCUGCUAAAUGACUAAAAAAUAAAAAUAAACAUUGAGUUACAUUGUGUAAGGAUGUCUGCAAGGAAAGCAAAGUAUUUCAUUCACAAAUCUCUGCAAAUUUACAAGUGUCUGCCUUGCCUCAAAGUACAGAAUUGAAAUAGACUUGGGCUGUAGCCCUAUUCACUUGUCGAGGAAGGGAUCUAAAAUAUUCUGAUAUUAUUGAAUGGUUUUCUCAGAUAUUUCUCUCUCUCUCUCCUCAGUCUCAUCGACAGAAGAGGCUUUGUCCAAUCAGACACGCCGCAGCCCACCCCGCCAACCAAUGGCAUCACCAUGUAUGGAUCCACCCAAUCACAGAGCCACAUGGUGAGCCAUUCUCCACUCUGUCUUUUCCAAACCUACUUAUGACCAUGUCAGUGCAAACCAAACCAAACCACACCCACCAUCUUAAUAUGGCUUAUGUAUUGCCUUUAUUACCAUAUAUCACUUGGCCUCUUGAAGAUUAGAUAGCUAUAGGUUCCUUAUGAAAGAUCAAGCAUGUUGAACAGUGAUAUCAUUGGGUCAGCCAUUCCGGGCCUUGAGUGGAGGGUGGCAGCACAGUGAUCAUCAUUGGCUGACUCAACCUGAAAAACCCAGGAAAGGGUAUGGCAGCUGUUGCUGUGCCAGGCCCUGAUUGUGUGGCAGUGCCAGCUUCUCCAGCUCUCCUCUCAUAGUAGCCUGAUUGUCUAGCUGUUGUCUUAUAUCCUGCUCUUUUUUUCAUCUGUAAACAAACGGCUCUACUGUCUGCCUUGCCAUCUAGAUAGAUAAACUAUCCCAAUCAAUCUCUGGGGAAUUAUGAUGACCAGCGGCAUCAUGGUGUAUUAUUGCAAUCAUCAACAUUGGUAAUUGGUUUAGAGUUUGACCAUGGCCCUGUUUCCACGCGAUGGGGUCAAGGGCAAAGUAGGUUUAGAGUCGCUCUCUCGCUCUCUCUCUCUUUCUUUUCCCCCAGUUAGGAUUGAUGAAUAAAUACCACUGCUCCCCUCAUCCCAAGCUAGCAAGCCAACUGACAAGGCUGUUGAUCUCUCAUUCUCUCCCUCCAGCUCCUCUCAAUCUAAAAAGCCAAAUCUAUUUUGCCAAUCUCAUUUCCAUAUCUGGUCAACAGAUUGGAACAAGUCAACUGCUGGGAUUCCAAAUAGUGGAUUGUUUCUGUUAUUAUUCACACAGAUUUUACCCAUGGUGCUCAGUGAUUUGGCAUUAUGGCUGGGAAAUAGGUCAGCUGCAGGGAGGAGGAGGGGCUGGGUGGGUGGGUGGGUGUUGGUGUGUGUGCGCGACAUGCAAUGUCAUUAUGGACCGUGCUCAUGCUGUGUGACUCCUUGGCUCCCCCCCCUCGUCACACUCUCCCCCUCCCCCUCUCUGACAUCUCUGAGAUCCCUAGGGAGGGACGUGUGUUGUGCUCGUGCAGUGCACUCUCUUUCCCCCUCUGCUUCCCACAAGUUUAUCAGGCAGACUGACUGGACAUGCUGACAAUCUAACUCUUGUGCUGGGAGGUUUUGGCAUGGCAAAAACAGAUUGAUGGAUAGAUGGCAAGAAAGGGAUGACAGGGGAGAGAGACAGUAACAGACAUGGGGAGAGGAAAUGAGAAUAAAUGCUAUUUUAGAGAGAAGGGUCCUACAGUACCCUGGUGGAGUGAGUCUGACUUAAACAAUGCCCUGUCAGCAGACAGUGUAAUUGGUGUUGGAGUGUCUCAGAACAAAGGGAGUGGAAGUGUAAAUGUCAACCUCACCCCACCAGUCCUGCAGGGAAUGGAAGAAAGAGGACGGUUUCCCUUCUCCUACAUUCUAAUGAACAGUCACUACUCGCUACACUCCUCAGAACUUUCAUCCAAUAGGCUGUUAGAAUAAUCCAGUGUCCCGGAUGGUAGCUCUGGUUUUAGUGAGUUGUUCUAAAGAUGUGUCAUGGCCAUCUGGAACUGUUGAAUACUUGAGCUGGUUGUGCUGGCUGGGAGACAGGUUUGACAUUCCAUCGCUUUAUCACAUGUAGAAAUAGAGUCCAUCUGUUAGGACCAGUUGUUAUUGUUAUGUGUAACAUACUACAGUUAUUAAUUUUCACAGGGAACCAUUGAAAUGUGUCGCCACUAACUAAAUCUAUAUUUAGUCACCAACUUAAGAGAAUGUGCAUGUGUUUGCUUGACUAAACAAGAUAAAUAAUUUCCAUUGAAAUAUAGCACCGUUGAAUCAUAGUUGGUCGUCAUGUAAAUACCGAAAGACAGCUUCUAUCUCCAGGCCAUCAUACUGUUGAACAGCCAUCACGCCCAUCUCCUGUAGUACGAGACAAAGAGACUCACUCACACAAAACACACACAAGCUCACACACACACACACACCUCAUACAGACACAUACUCCUGUACUCACAAACACACUCGCACUCACACACAGCCAACUCUGCUGUCCCAUGUACAGUAUCUCACAAAAGUGAGUACACCCCUCAAGUUUUUGUAAAUAUUUGAGUAUAUCUUUUCAUGUGACAACACUGAAGAAAUUACACUUUGCUACAAUGUAAAGUAGUGAGUCUACAGCUUGUAUAACAGUGUAAAUUUGCUGUCCCCUCAAAAUAACUCAACACACAGCCAUUAAUGUCUAAACCGCUGGCAACAAAAGUGAGUACACCCCUAAGUGAAAAUGUCCAAAUUGGGCCCAAUUAGCCAUUUUCCCUCCCCGGUGUCAUGUGACUCGUUAGUGUUACAAGGUCUCAGGUGUGAAUGGGGAGCAGGUGUGUUAAAUUUGGUGUCAUCGCUCUCACACUCCCUCAUACUGGUCACUGGAAGGUCAACAUGGCACCUCAUGGCAAAGAACUCUCUGAGGAUCUGAAAAAAAGAAUUGUUGCUCUACAUAAAGAUGGCCUGGGCUAUAAGAAGAUUGCCAAGACCCUGAAACUGAGCUGCAGCACGGUGGCCAAGAACAUACAGCGGUUUAACAGGACAGGUUCCACUCUGAACAGGCCUCGCCAUGGUCGACCAAAGAAGUUGAGUGCACGUGCUCAGCGUCAUCCAGAGGUUGUAUUUGGGAAAUAGACAUAUGAGUGCUGCCAGCAUUGCUGCAGAGGUUGAAGGGGUGGGGGGUCAGCCUGUCAGUGCUCAGACCAUACGCCGCACACUGCAUCAAAUUGGUCUGCAUGGCUGUCGUCCCAGAAGGAAGCCUCUUCUAAAGAUGAUGCACAAGAAAGCCCGCAAACAGUUUGCUGAAGACAAGCAGACUAAGGACAUGGAUUACUGGAACCAUGUCCUGUGGUCUGAUGAGACCAAGAUAAACUUAUUUGGUUUAGAUGGUGUCAAGUGUGUGUGGCGGCAAGCAGGUGAGGAGUACAAAGACAAGUGUGUCUUGCCUACAGUCAAGCAUGGUGGUGGGAGUGUCAUGGUCUGGGGCUGCAUGAGUGCUGCCGGCACUGGGAAGCUACAGUUCAUUGAGGGAACCAUGAAUGCCAACAUGUACUGUGACAUGCUGAAGCAGAGCAUGAUCCCCUCCCUUCGGAGACUGGGCCGCAGGGCAGUAUUCCAACAUGAUAACGACCCCAAACACACCUCCAAGACGACCACUGCCUUGCUAAAGAAGCUGAGGGUAAAGGUGAUGGACUGGCCAAGCAUGUCUCCAGACCAAAAUAAAGAAUGGUACCAACACAUCCUCCGAGAGCAACUUCUCCCAACCAUCCAAGAACAGUUUGGUGAUGGAAAAUGCAUGAUGGAGCACCUUGCCAUAAGGCAAAAGUGAUAACUAAGUGGCUCGGGGAACAAAACAUCGAAAUGUUGGGUCCAUGGCCAGGAAACUCCCCAGACUUUAAUCCCAUUGAGAACUUGUGGUCAAUCCUCAAGAGGCGGGUGGACAAACAAAAACCCACAAAUUCUGACAAACUCCAAGCAUUGAUUAUGCAAGAAUGGGCUGCCAUCAGUCAGGAUGUGGCCCAGAAGAUAAUUGACAGCAUGCCAGGGCGGAUUGCAGAGGUCUUGAAAAAGAAGGGUCAACACUGCAAAUAUUGACUCUUUGCAUAAACUUAAUGUAAUUGUCAAUAAAAGCCUUUGACACUUAUGGAAUGCUUGUAAUUAUACUUCAGUAUACCAUAGUAACAUCUGACAAAAAUAUCUAAAAACACUGAAGCAGCAAACUUUGUGAAGACAAUACUUGUGUCAUUCUCAAAACUUUUGACCACGACUGUACAUGACCAAUAAACUUUGAUUUGAUUUGUAAUAGUGAAAGGCAGUCUGUCAAUGUACGUAGGCAAAUUGGGAACUAAUAAUCAUCGAGUGUGGACAAGACAGUACUGUACAGUAGAGUAUUGCUGUUUUUUCAAUGUAUCUGUUUUGUAAAGCCAUUGUAGGCUGAUCUAGAGAAGCUUCUUCACCAUUGCAACAGAUUACAAGGAUAACGUCAUGUCAUAUUACACCAUCCGUCACAUUAGGCCCCAGUCAGGAAGUGACUGAGAGAACCGUGGGAGAACAGUAUCUGUGGGCGACGUGGCAUCUAGAACAGUGGCCAUGGCCUCUAGUUAAAACACCAUCAGCUUUGUUCUUCCUCUCGCUGUCCAUUUUCUCUCUAUUUCUUACCAGCACAUCUUUAUCUCAUUUUGUAAUGUUUUUUCUCCUUUUCUGUUGUAGCUGGCAGCUAUUUUUAGACUACAGAGCGGUACAAAUAUAGACUCAGGAAUUUUAUGGACUGCUGUUUCAACUUGAUCAUUUCUUGUCGAGUAAUGGAUGAUGACACACACAACUCAUUUCAGACUUUCACUUUCUCUCAGUAUCUCUGUGGUGUCUACUUGGCAUGUGAUUGUUAAUUCAUUAAACAAAUGACUAAUAGAAUGCUUCUCACCUAUGUGUCAAACUAAUAAUCUAGCUUGAAGAGCCCUAGAAUGAAUCAAUGUUUAGACAGCUGUCAUCAUUUAAUUGCCUGAAUCACUUAAGAUAUAUCCUAAAUGUGCGUCAGAUUGUCAUGCAGUCAGUCAGUCAGGCAGAUCAAGAGCAGACAUGCAGGGCUUCGUUCAGGCUAGGCUAGGCCAGGGUUGGUUAGUUGUGUUUCUUCUCUCCCUAGCGCUGUGCCAGCUGCUCUUCCUGUAGUUUGCUGACCAUGACCGGUUCAUGACCAGGGCUAAAAUUCAGAGCUCAACUUCAAUACCUCACAGGCUCCUAGCACAGAGCAGCAUGCCAACAUGGGUAAUGACAGCCAGUGCUUUGGGAAAUAGCUGGCUCUUCUCCCCCCUGUUCCUUCACACACAACUGGGCAGAACAGUGGGCAGCAGUCCCAGACCCAACCUUGUCCAGCAACUCACCCUCCCCAGCCUCUAAAGUAAUUACAGCCAAGGAGAUAGUCAAAGCUCAUUAGUAAAUAAUGCCUCUUUUUCCAAAGGGCAGUAUGGAGCUAAAACUUUUUAUAAAUGCUUUUAGAAAGUAACCUAAGGAGUGCAACUUUGCCAAAGCUGGCCCUUAUUAUUAGAUUUGGAAAAGUGAUGGGAUCGUGGAGCUCAUUUGUGCAUUUGUCAAAGAGAAGCUUUCGAUCUUAACUAGCUGACAUUGGGGCUAAACUAAUCAUGAUGAAAUAUAGCCCACGUUAAAGGAUCUCUCCAAAUGGACCUUGCUCCUGUCGGUCUAAGAGGCAAAUACAGUGUGACGCUUUCUCAGCUACCGGUAUCCAUGGUUUUCCAAUAGGUUAAUGUACUGUAGAUUCCAGCGUCUCUCUUCUCUCCCAAUGUCUGUUUGUCUGGUGGGGUGGGGUGGGGCCGGUGCCCUGGCUGUUAAUGUUCUCAUCCCUGUGUAUAAUGCUCUUUGAAAAGUGUCUUUGUCGCCAGGCCUGGCUGGUACCAGCAGACAGACAGUAUUGGAGACAAUAAGGGCUCUGUCAGUGAGCGCUCAGAUCUCUGCCUCCUAUACAGAUGA
Messenger RNA from Coregonus sp. 'balchen', 23140 nucleotides. The record is from the annotation of a GenBank genome assembly. NCBI's taxonomy places the organism in Eukaryota, Metazoa, Chordata, Actinopteri, Salmoniformes, Salmonidae.